UGAGCGGUUAUUUUCAAGUGAUAUUAUCAAUGCAUGUUAUCAAUUUCAUCUGCAAAUUGUCCUUAUAUAACUUGUCGCUACUUUACUCUGAUUAAGGGUGUUAUAUACGUUUCAGUGUAUUCUUUGAUAUGCCAUAUACAUAGCCGGCGCACCGGCGUCCCUCAGUCAAUAAAAGUGUUAUCGGGUUUAAUAUUUUUACAGCAAGAUCACAUUCAAAAAAGUAAGAAAUAUAUAAGUAUUUUGUACAUUAUGAGUACAAAUACGAAAAGAACUAUUUAUGUAGGGGGCCUAGCUGAGGAAGUUGACGAAAAAAUAUUACAUGCGGCAUUUAUACCUUUUGGUGAAAUAGUUGAUGUACAAAUACCAUUAGACUAUGAAUCAGAAAAGCAUAGAGGAUUUGCUUUCAUUGAAUUUGAAAGUGCAGAGGAUGCAGCAACAGCAAUUGAUAAUAUGAAUGAUUCUGAGCUGUUUGGACGAACAAUAAGGGUAAACAUUGCAAAACCACAAAAAAUAAAAGAAGGUUCAUCAAAACCUGUUUGGGCUGAUGAUGCAUGGUUACAAGAACAUGCAGGUGAAACACUUAAAAGUGAUGAUAAUGCAAAUUCAGCAGAUGCAGUUCAAUGCAAAAAAGGAAAACAAAAUCCUCAAGUCUAUUUUGAUAUUACUAUUGGAAAACAAGAAGUAGGUAGAAUUAUUAUGAUGCUGAGAGCUGAUGUAGUACCAAAAACUGCUGAAAAUUUUCGUGCUCUUUGUACACAUGAAAAAGGAUAUGGAUACCAAGGAAGCAUAUUUCAUAGAAUUAUUCCGGAAUUUAUGUGUCAAGGAGGAGAUUUUACAAAUCAUAAUGGAACAGGAGGUAAAUCAAUCUAUGGAAAUAAAUUUGAUGACGAAAAUUUUGAAUUAAAACAUACUGGACCUGGUACUUUAUCAAUGGCAAAUUCUGGUCCAAAUACAAAUGGAUCUCAAUUCUUCAUAUGUGCUGCACGUACAGAUUGGCUAGAUGGAAAACAUGUAGUAUUUGGGCAUGUUCUGAGUGGCUUAGAUGUUCUAAAGAAAAUGGAAAAAUGUGGAACUAAAUCAGGCACUCCUACUCAAAAAAUUGUUAUAACAGCUUGUGGAGAAUUAACUUAAAUCAUUUUUAAAAUUUAUCAUUUCGUAAUAAUUGUAACAUAAAUCUUAUGUGAAUUAAAAAAUUCAAAUAUUUUAAUAAAUCUAAAGCAUGGUUUAGUAUUUCUUGUAACUAUUAUGCUUUUGAUGGUACAAGGAGUCUAUGCCCGUAAUAAUUAAAACUAACAAUAAGUUGUGGUUAAAGAGGGAUUCGUAAAGGUAAAAUAAUCUCAUUUAGGGGUAUUUAGGACCCCAAAAAAUCAUACCCCUCGAGAACAAAAACAUUGUCUAGUCUUUCUUUAUCUGUAGUCACUGUCUGUAUUCGACAGAUUUUUUUAUUAUUAUUAUUGUUUUAAUUAAAAAAUUGUUAUUACAGAAUUCAUGUACCAUAUCUUUUAUACUAGUUUUAAAACGUUACAUAUUAUUACAGGUUAAUUUGAAAAUUUAUAAUAUAUUUUGAAUACAUGAAAUAUAUAAAAUUGAACCGCUGCUUAUAUGAAUACAGGAACGGAGGAACGAAUACAGUGUGUUCAUGUGUUCUAAGUUAUCGUGUGGUAUCAUCGAAAACUCUAGAGUCUCUAAAUUUUCACGCUUUUACAAGAAAAAUUUGAUCCUGUGAUCUAUUAUUAUAUCGUGCUACUACAAACAAACUACUUAAUAAAACUUUCGAAAGGAAGCGAACUCCA
Molecule: messenger RNA, 1793 nt
Organism: Osmia lignaria (orchard mason bee)
Lineage: Eukaryota; Metazoa; Arthropoda; Insecta; Hymenoptera; Megachilidae
Product: peptidyl-prolyl cis-trans isomerase E
Biological process (GO): protein folding; protein peptidyl-prolyl isomerization
Cellular component (GO): cytoplasm; mitochondrion
Molecular function (GO): peptidyl-prolyl cis-trans isomerase activity; cyclosporin A binding; RNA binding
Source: RefSeq, a predicted model, not a curated record